This is a messenger RNA of Emys orbicularis (European pond turtle), 1350 nucleotides long. It is a transcript of the gene SAP30L, whose product is annotated as SAP30 like. Gene Ontology annotation, biological process: regulation of DNA-templated transcription. The transcript has 4 exons. The record is from RefSeq and is a predicted model, not a curated record. The coding region runs from base 1 to 537 and encodes 178 amino acids. Gene Ontology annotation, cellular component: histone deacetylase complex. Gene Ontology annotation, molecular function: transcription coregulator activity; protein binding. Lineage: Eukaryota; Metazoa; Chordata; Testudines; Emydidae.
AUGAAUGGCUUCAGCACCGAGGAGGACAGCCGGGAUGGGCCCCCCGCUGCCCCCUUUUACGGCCAGAGCUGCUGCCUGAUUGAUGACGGGGACCGCUGUGUCCGCCCGGCCGGCAAUGCCUCCUUCAGCAAGAGGGUCCAGAAGAGCAUCUCCCAGAAGAAGCUCAAGCUGGACAUUGACAAAAGUGUAAGGCACCUGUACAUUUGUGAUUUCCACAAGAAUUUCAUUCAGAGUGUGCGAAACAAAAGGAAGAGGAAAACUAGCGAUGAUGGAGGAGACUCUCCUGAGCAUGAGAUGGAUGUCCCAGAGGUUGACCUGUUCCAGCUGCAAGUGAACACGCUGCGACGGUACAAAAGACAUUACAAGUUACAGACCAGGCCUGGCCUCAAUAAGGCUCAGCUAGCAGAAACUAUUAGCCGCCACUUCAGAAAUAUCCCUGUGAACGAGAAGGAAACACUUGCUUACUUCAUCUACAUGGUAAAGAGCAACAAGAGCAGGCUGGACCAGAAAUCGGAAAGCAGCAAGCAACUAGAAUGAAGAUGAGUUGGACUUUGGAUGAGAAUAAGCAUGAUAUUGAAGGAACAGGUGGUGUCAUGCAUUUUAAGCUUAUAAAGACUGUUAAACUAUAUUGUAAAUUUUUUUAAAUGCCGUGUGUGUGAAUGCCUAAAAACUCUUGGUCAGGACUAUCUGAAAACAUGUGUCCAACAUGCCUAAGGAGACUUACUUCCCAGUCAAAGCCAACAUUGGAAUGAAGGAAUAAAGAUCAUAGGAAGAAUUAAAGAUAUCAGUAGGACUCCGUGGCUUUGGAGUUCAUUGAUGCAGUGUGUUAAAAUACUUCUGGAAGCCUGCUUCUGAAUGUGAUUUAGGUGACAAGUAAAAAGAAUUCAGUGGCCUCAUUCUGCAUCACAAAACCACCAUGCAGCACACUUGGACUCAGGACUGGAACAGCGGUGGAGUUAUAAUUCAGAAUCAAGAUGCAUGGGUCAGAAGUCUGUCUGAAGCUUGCUCACAACCUGAACACACUCCACCUUUUCUGAGUCAGUGCUACAAGUCCCAAACUUCUGUGAAUGAAUGCUACAAUUUGCCAAAUCCACUCAGUGAAUGCUAUUUGAUUGGUUUGAAAAUAGAUUUCUCACGUCAUAUUAUAUGGAAACCAAACUGAUAUUGCCAACCUUUUCAUCUGCUUCACCUUAUUUAAAAACUCAUUAUUUAAUUGAAUUGUUUUAAGCAUUUGAGAACAUCUGCAUUUUCUGGACUUAUGGCAUUUAAGGAAAUAUGUGGCAUUUAGGCAAAUAUUGUGAAUUAAUUCACUGGUUUGAUCAUGUUGUUAAAAAUGCCCCAAUUAAUUUA